Molecule: messenger RNA, 744 nt
Organism: Aphis gossypii (cotton aphid)
Lineage: Eukaryota; Metazoa; Arthropoda; Insecta; Hemiptera; Aphididae
Product: general odorant-binding protein 83a
Exons: 7
Coding region: 118-561 (147 amino acids)
Biological process (GO): sensory perception of smell
Molecular function (GO): odorant binding
Source: RefSeq, a predicted model, not a curated record
UGCGCUGUCAACUACAAUAUUAUACUACUACAAAUACAUUUAACUGCCUUCAGUCGCUAAUACCUUUCAACUAACAGAACACUGAAGCAAACCGAGUUGUUGUCUCUGUAAAGUAAAAUGGAACAUUUACGUGGUACAAACGUUAUGUUUGCAAUUGUAAUGGCAUUGUUGGUAGUACAGUCAUCUACACGACCACAACCAGAUGAACUUGACGAUAUUAAAAAGACACUGUAUAAUGCAUGUUCUGAAAAGUUUCCACUUACAGAAGAAAUUAAGAAUAAUGUUAAAAACUCAAUGGUUAUAGAUGACCAAAAUUUUAAAUGCUUUUUAAGGUGCUGCUUUGAUGAGAUGUCAUUGAUCGAUGAGGACGGUAUUAUCGAUGGAGAAUCAUUGGCAGCAAUGGCAGUAGACAAAAUAAAACCAGUCGCAGAAAAAAUAGUCCAUGAUUGUCUACCAGCUGGUAAACAAGAAAAACAAGAUGGUUGUGAAGCUGCAUUUAAGUUCUUUAGUUGUGGUAUGAAGUUAAAUCCAUUGACUAUCGAACUACUACCAUUACAAUGAUACAGUUUAGAUUUCAAUGCACUAAUAUUCUAUGGAUAUAUAAUAUACAUAGUAAAAUCGUUAUUAUACUAAACACCAUUGAUACAUAGUACGAAUUACUCAUCAACCCUUAUUUAAUACUAUUAUGUUAACUAGAUCGAUUGUAAUUUUGCACUCUGAAAAAUAAACGGAUUUAGACUUGAA